Messenger RNA from Lynx canadensis (Canada lynx), 2832 nucleotides. It is a transcript of the gene WDR45B, whose product is annotated as WD repeat domain 45B. The transcript is spliced from 10 exons. The record is from RefSeq and is a predicted model, not a curated record. Gene Ontology annotation, molecular function: phosphatidylinositol-3,5-bisphosphate binding; protein binding; phosphatidylinositol-3-phosphate binding. NCBI's taxonomy places the organism in Eukaryota, Metazoa, Chordata, Mammalia, Carnivora, Felidae. Gene Ontology annotation, cellular component: cytosol; extrinsic component of membrane; phagophore assembly site membrane. Bases 618 to 1568 code for a protein of 316 amino acids. Gene Ontology annotation, biological process: protein localization to phagophore assembly site; autophagy of mitochondrion; nucleophagy.
AACGCCUGCUUUCUUGUCCGCUGCGGGUUGGGCCUCUCGACGAUUCUCGCGGCCCAGCGGCCCGGUCGGGCUGAGGUCGCCCUCGCCUUUCCGGUCGGAUUACCGGGAGCGUGCCCGUGAGCUACCCCGGCGUGUCUUGCCGAGUGAAAUCAAAGGACUUGGUUGUCGGGGAAGCCUUGGGGGGAGGGGGGGGACGCGCUUUCCUCCCAGUUUUGACUCCAGCUGAGGCCCCCUGGGUGGUUUAAGCCAGCCCUGCAGCCGCGUCCGGGAAGGCCCGCAGGGUGCGGGCGGGAGGGGCGGGGAGGAACUCGGAUCCGAGGAGCUGCCCCCGCUGCGGAGCCAGGGUUUUGCCUCCGGGAGGAGCCGGGUGACAGCGGCCGCCCGGGGACACACUCCUGAGGGCUUUUGCGUGGCAGCUUCGCAAGUUUUGUGUCUGAGGGGAACCCGAGAAAGUGCCGUAGGCCCCGUUUUUGGGAAACUCGAUUUCAGUAGUCGGUGCUGCCUCGCUGCGGCCGGCGCGUGUUUACCUUGCGCCCCCGCCCUGCCCGGCGCUGAGGGUCAGGUCCGACCUGUCCACAGGUGUCGACUGUGGUGUCACAGGAUGCUUUGCGUGUGGGAUGGAAAACGGAUUCCGGGUCUAUAACACUGAUCCACUGAAAGAAAAGGAGAAGCAAGAAUUUCUAGAAGGAGGAGUCGGCCAUGUUGAAAUGUUGUUUCGCUGCAACUAUUUAGCCUUAGUCGGUGGUGGGAAAAAGCCAAAAUACCCUCCUAACAAAGUGAUGAUCUGGGAUGACCUGAAAAAGAAGACUGUUAUUGAAAUAGAGUUUUCUACAGAAGUCAAAGCAGUCAAACUGCGGCGAGAUCGAAUUGUGGUUGUUUUGGACUCCAUGAUUAAGGUGUUUACAUUUACACAUAAUCCCCAUCAGUUGCAUGUCUUUGAAACCUGCUAUAACCCUAAAGGCCUCUGCGUCCUGUGCCCCAACAGUAACAACUCCCUCCUGGCCUUCCCGGGCACCCACACGGGCCACGUGCAGCUCGUGGACCUGGCCAGCACCGAGAAGCCGCCCGUGGACAUUCCUGCCCACGAGGGCGUCCUGAGCUGCAUUGCUCUCAACCUGCAGGGAACAAGAAUUGCAACCGCAUCUGAGAAGGGGACCCUUAUAAGAAUAUUUGAUACUUCAUCAGGGCAUUUGAUCCAGGAACUGCGAAGAGGAUCCCAAGCAGCUAAUAUUUAUUGCAUCAACUUCAAUCCGGAUGCGUCCCUCAUCUGCGUGUCCAGUGACCACGGCACAGUGCACAUUUUUGCUGCCGAAGAUCCAAAAAGGAAUAAACAGUCCAGUCUGGCCUCAGCCAGUUUCCUUCCAAAGUACUUCAGUUCCAAGUGGAGUUUUUCCAAGUUUCAGGUUCCCUCAGGCUCUCCGUGCAUCUGUGCCUUUGGAACAGAGCCAAAUGCCGUCAUCGCGAUUUGUGCAGACGGCAGCUACUACAAAUUCCUAUUCAACCCCAAGGGGGAGUGCAUCCGGGACGUCUACGCGCAGUUUCUAGAAAUGACCGAUGACAAGCUGUGACUCUCCGUCAGGAGUGCAAUCAACAGCCACGGCCGACCGCCGCCAAAGCGCUGAGUGUGCCCUUCAGACUCCCGGGGCUGGUGCCGGCGGCAGGACUGCCCGGGGACCUUGGUCCCGAAGCCAUUCUGUGGUUGUCUGUUUUCCUGAGCAGGGCUUCCCAUUUCCAGUAUUAAAGAAGGAAUAAUCAUCGAGGCAGCGUAGACACUCACGUGGCCGUGAGCAGCCCGGGCCCGGCUGCUGGCCUGUUUCCUUUAGUUCAGCUGUGAUGCUUUCGUGCUUCCGCCGCGCCCCCCGCCUCUUCCCCCCGUGCGCCUGGGGGCUCCGUGCACACAUAGGGACUGGGUUGAGAAAACGGUGGACAAAUCGAAAUUUGUUUUGGCAACAGAUCCCAUCAUUUUUACUGAGUCUGUAGUGGGGAAAUGAGCAACUGUGUAAAUGUUAGUUCUUACAUUACAACCAGAUUUUUCAAUAGAAUAAUAAUACCAGCAGCUUGCCUUAGAAAAGGAGAAGGGGAUCCCUUCUCCUGUCUGAACACGAAGAGACACAGCCGUGUUGGAGAACGCAGGGUGGGCAUCUCCCUGUGAGCCCGCGUCCUGGUCUCCGUGCCUGUCGUGAGCCUGUGGCGUGGCUGUGCGCGUGCUUGUGCCCGCGUCCCUGUCUUUCUGUCGGGAUGGAGGCAGGAGCAGCGCACUCUGUGUGCCCUGCGGUCUCCUGAGUGUCCCUCUUGUGUGUCGGGAGCAGUAACGUGUAGACUUUCAGAAUCAGUCCCCGAGAAAAGCGUCACGGAAUCCGGAGGAGGUGGAGGGAAGCGUUGGGCAUCUGGGCAAAGCAGGCCUCGUCUGGGCGGGAGCAGGAGACCCUGGCCGUCGCCUCGGGUCGGUCGGUCGGUCGGUCGGUCGUUGGGGAGAGUAGCAGUACACUAACGGGAAGGAAAGGCACGCGGUACCGUUUUCUAACGUGGUAACUAACACAGGUUAUGGGCUCUAUGUUGUUAGUACUCCCAGAAGUAUGUAUUUAAUUUGCUGAAAUUCCCUUUCAAGAAACCUAACUUCACGGUUUUGAUUUCAGGUAGCAAACGUCUGCGGGAGCAGCUCUCUGUUCUGCCUGUUCUCUUACUGUCAUGUAAUCAACUAACUUUGUAUGUGGGUUUCAGUGUAAAGUAUGCAUGUUAUACUUUUGUGUGUAUUUAAUCAUGAAAUUUAAUUUUGCACUUAUUUGUAAUGUUUCUUUUAAAUAAAAGUGACUAAUUUUGUCGUACUCUGUA